This is a messenger RNA of Phaethon lepturus (White-tailed tropicbird), 1172 nucleotides long. RefSeq names its product N-sulfoglucosamine sulfohydrolase (gene SGSH). Gene Ontology annotation, molecular function: N-sulfoglucosamine sulfohydrolase activity. Lineage: Eukaryota; Metazoa; Chordata; Aves; Phaethontiformes; Phaethontidae. The transcript has 5 exons. Gene Ontology annotation, biological process: glycosaminoglycan catabolic process; heparan sulfate proteoglycan catabolic process. The annotation marks the transcript as partial. The record is from RefSeq and is a predicted model, not a curated record.
GGAUAAUUGGGAAGAAGCAUGUUGGGCCCGAGGCUGUCUACCCCUUCGACUUUGCCUACACUGAGGAGAACAGUUCGGUCUUGCAGGUUGGGAGAAACAUCACUCGAAUCAAAGCGCUCGUCCGGCAGUUCCUGCAGAGCCAGGACGAGAGGCCUUUCUUCCUCUACGUUGCCUUCCAUGACCCCCACCGCUGCGGGCACUCUCAGCCCCAAUACGGGGCCUUUUGUGAGAAAUUCGGCAACGGAGAGAGCGGCAUGGGCUGGAUCCCAGACUGGAAGCCACAGCUCUACCACCCAGAGCAAGUGCAGGUCCCCCACUUUGUUCCAGACACGCCGGCUGCCCGGGCAGACCUGGCAGCCCAGUACACAACCAUCGGGCGGACGGACACAGGGAUCGGGCUGGUCCUGGAGGAGCUGCGCCGUGCCGGCUUCCACAACAGCACACUGGUGAUCUACACCUCCGACAACGGCAUCCCCUUCCCCAGCGGCAGAACCAACCUCUACCGGUCAGGCACCGCCGAGCCCCUGCUGAUCUCCUCCCCCGAGCACACCAAGCGCUGGGGGCAGGUCAGCCAGGCCUUCGCCACCCUCCUGGAUCUGACACCAACCAUUUUGGACUGGUUCUCCAUCCCCUACCCUUCGUACAGCAUCUUUGGCACCAAGCAAGUACAGCUCACCGGAAAGUCUCUCCUGCCAGCGCUGGAGUCGGAGCAGCCCUGGGCCACCGCCUUCAGCAGCCAGAGCCACCACGAGGUGACCAUGUACUACCCCAUGCGAGCCAUCCAGCACCAACAGUUCCACCUCAUUCACAACCUCAACUACAAGAUGCCCUUUCCCAUCGACCAGGACUUCUAUGUCUCACCGACUUUCCAAGACCUGCUCAACCGCACCAGGGCUGGGCAGGCAACGCACUGGAACAAGACCCUGCACCAGUACUACUACAGGGACCGCUGGGAGCUCUUCGACUGCAGCCGCGACCCCACCGAGAGCCAGAACCUGGCCCCCGACCCCCGCUACGCCGCCGUCUUCCAGCUGCUUCGCGCGCAGCUCCUGAAGUGGCAGUGGGACACGGGUGAUCCCUGGGUGUGUGCCCCCGACGCUGUCCUGGAGGAGAAACUGAGCCCCCAGUGCCGGCCGCUGCACAAUGAGCUGUGAGGCUCAGCUCUGCCCGGC